Messenger RNA from Tilletiaria anomala UBC 951, 3803 nucleotides. RefSeq lists its product as uncharacterized. Gene Ontology annotation, biological process: purine nucleobase catabolic process. The transcript has 3 exons. Gene Ontology annotation, molecular function: allantoinase activity. NCBI's taxonomy places the organism in Eukaryota, Fungi, Basidiomycota, Exobasidiomycetes, Georgefischeriales, Tilletiariaceae. Gene Ontology annotation, cellular component: cytoplasm. The record is from RefSeq and is a predicted model, not a curated record. Bases 197 to 3571 code for a protein of 1124 amino acids.
CCCCGCUUGGCUGGUGACGAUGGGUGUAUAUAUAUGACCAACGACGACGACGACCGCCACCCCGCAGCAGCAGCAUGGACCCUCCCCCGUCAAGGAAGCUGCCCUACGCCUCUCGAGAGCGAGCGAGCUGGCUCUGACACUACCGUCCCCUACCCGCGCUGGACGUUCAAAGCUCCAAGCCUGGUCGGUAAGCAGCAUGGGCACCUGGCAGCAACCUCGCGCCGAAGGCGCCGGCACCGUCCUGCCGUCGUCGUCGACACUGCAGCAGCAGGAGCCCAGCAGGCCCGGCCGAAGAACGUGGGGCCGGAUGCUGCUCUUCGUCCUCGCGUUCAUCCUUGCCUUCCGCGACGUCGCUUCGCUGACCAAGCACGUCCUCAGCAACUUCCCCAGCAUCAGCCUCGGCUUCGGCUUCGCCCACCACCCCUACCCCCGCUCCCCUUCGCCGUCGUCGGGAGCUAGCAAGGACGCAACCACCACUUCCGCGCCGCUGGCCCUGCAGCAGUUCUCUGCCGCGCUCGAGCAGUGCCGCUUUACUGCCGCCCGCGCGGGGCCGCCGCCGGGCCGGACGGCAUUCAGCGAGCGCCGCACGCAGAGCGACCGCUUCGCCGCCGCCAUGCACAGCGCGCACGCCGGCCCCAAAGGACGCACGCACAUCGUCAAUGCCACGCUGUGGACCGGCGCUCACGAUGGAACCGAGGUGCGUCGUGGUGUCGACAUCAUCCUCGAGCGCGGCAUCAUCAAGGACAUCGUUCAGAGCGCAGGUGCCGCGCCGCUCGCGCGCGAAGAGCAGGAGGCCGUCUUUGAUGCGGCAGGUAGAUGGGUCACGCCCGGUCUCGUCGACGUCCAUGUUCACAUGGGCGUCGACCAGCUGCCGACGCUGCCGAGCGUGGAAGACACAAACACGCGGCAGACGCCGCUAGCGCCUUUCCUACGCUCGCUCGAUGGGCUGAACCAGCAUGACCUGUCCUUCAAGCGCACCGUCGCCGGCGGCAUCACCACCGGCCUCGUCCUACCCGGCAGCGGCGGCAACAUUGGGGGGCAGGCGUUUGUCAUCAAGCUGCGUCCCACCCGCGAGCACGGCCCCAGCGAACGCGUCGUAGAGCCCCCCCGCGAGCUCGUACUACCCGGACACGCAAACGAGCAGCUCGCCUUGCUCUCUAGCGACGAGCGUCGCGCGUACGACGCCCACCUGAACGCGACCGGUUUCGCACCCGGCGGCGUCUACGCUUCUUCAUCUUCGUCGUCCGUCCCACACGUGCCGUGGCGGCACAUAAAGAUGGCGUGCGGUGAGAACGCGCGCAGGCUGUAUGGGAUUAACAGGAUGGAUGAGCAGUGGGGCUUCCGCCAGCUCUUCGAGCGCGCGAGCAAGCUGCGCGACCAGCAGGAUGCCUUCUGCGAACGCGCUCUCGGCUUCCACCAUCAGCAGCAGCAGGUCGAAGGUAGGGGCGCCAACUCGGGAGAAGCCUCUAUUACGGCCGCUCCUGCUGCUGAGACUGAACGGCGCUUCCCAACCGAGCUGGAGCUCGAGGCGCUCGUCGCGGUCCUGCGCGGACAAGUCAAGGUGAACACGCACUGCUACACAUCGACUGACUUUGAGUCGUUCGUGCGCCUCUCCAACGAGUUCAAGUUCCCCGUCGCCGCGUUUCACCACGCGCAUGAGGCCUGGCUCGUGCCGGAGCUCAUCAAACGCGUCUACCGCCCCGUGCACAACGACUCGUACGCGCCGGAAAUGGACCCGCCGCCCGCGGUGGCGAUAUUCAGCACGAACGGCAACUACAAGAUGGAAGCCUACUUUGGCGGGCCGCACUUGGGUGCGCUGCUCAAGCACGCCGGACUGACGCCGCUCUACAAGUCGGACCACCCCGUGACGGACUCGCGGCGGAUCCUCAACCAGGCGGCGCAAGGGCACCACUUUGGCCUCGACGCGCCGAGCGCCCUGGCAGGCGUCACAUCCGCCGCCGCGCGCGCCAUCGGCAUGGGCCAUCGCCUCGGUAUGGUGCAGAACGGCUACGACGCCGACGUCGUCGUCUGGAACACCCACCCGCUCCGCCUCGGCGCCACACCCGUGCAGGUCUGGAUCGACGGCCAGGAGCAGCUUGCACACGCGCACGUCCCGUCGCCUGAGCUGCCGCCCGCCGCGUCCGCCCGCCACGGCACGGCUGCGCGCGGGACGGUAGCGCCGCUAUCCGCUGCGCCGCCAUCGGCGCGCUACGAAGCGGACAUUGCGCGCAUCGCAGCGUCCAAGCGCGAGAUCAUGGAGUUCGAGGCGCUGCCCUUCAGCACGCCCGUGCGCAGCGUCAGGGAGGUCCGCUUCAAGAACGUCACCAAGGUCUUCACGCGCGACGGGCGCAGGCGAAGUGGCAUCCGCGCGCACUACUUGGGACCCGCCGCAACGGCGGCAUGGCACGGAAUCGCUGACAAUGGUGCCGGCGCCGCCUCGGGUGGCACCGUUGUAUUGCGCGAUGGGCAGCUGACGAUCUGCAGCGAAGGCUUGGGCCCUUUGCACUUACAAGGCUUGCGUGACGAGGAAGCAGAGCUGUACCGUGCGUGCGACAGCACCUCGUUGCGGCCAGAAGAGGAGGUGGACCUGCACGGCGGAGCCAUCUUGCCGGGAAUUCAGUCGUUCGGCAGCAACCUUGGUCUAACGGAUAUCGCGUCCGAGCAGGAGACGUCCGACGGCGCCGUCCUCGAUCCGUUCGCGGAGAAAGGGUUCGUCGCGAGUAACUACCGCGCGGCGCUGCAGGACUGGCCGAUCGCGCGCGCCGUCGACGGCUUGCAGUGGGGCGGGAACGACCUGACACGGGGACACGCCCACGGCGUCGUCAGCUCCAUCGUCCCGCCACAGGGCGACGGCUUCCUGCGCGGCGUCUCGACGCAAUUCUCCACCGGCGUGCAGACGCGCCUGGAGAAAGGCGCGAUCCGACAUGAAGAAGUUGCCAUGCAUGUCGCCCUGACGCAUUACGGCGGCCCGCCGUCCAUCUCGGAGCAGCUCGUCCUCCUGCGCCAGCUGCUGCAGGACGGCGAAGACGGCAGUGGGCGCAAAGGCGACCGCGACGACGUUUGGUCACGCGUCGUGCGCGGGCACUUGCCGCUGGUCGUGCAAGCGGCCCGGGCAUCGCACAUCGCAUCGCUCAUCGCGCUCAAGCAGCGCUUCCCGCACGUGCGCCUCAUCAUCUCCAACGCGUCCGAGGCGCCGCUAGCAGGGGCCAGGCUGCCGGAGCAGCUCGCCGAGCACAACAUUGCCGUACUGCUAAGCCCGCGCACGUGGGGCAUCACGUGGGACGAGCGCCGCUCCCUCCCCGGCCCGCCGCUGACGAAGGAGACAACGCUCAGCACACUGCUGAGGGCCGGCGUUAAGGUCGCGUUCCGCAUCGAGGAGGGCUGGCAGGCGGCUAAUCUUCUGUUCGACGCCACAUUUGCCGCCAAGGAGACAGACGGCCUCCUCGAUGAGGAGGACGUCGUCAGCUUGCUUUCCAACAGGUGCGUGGCUAGAGGCGCUAGACAAAGACGGCGGGAGAAGAUUGUUGCAUCGUUGCUGACGUUGUUUGCCCCGCUUUCGCUACCAUGCUGACCCCUCCAUCUGGACGCACGCAGCCUUGAUGAGAUCUUCGGGCUCGACCAAGGCUGGCGCAACAGAAACAAACACCAGGACGACUAUAUCGCGUUCGAUGCGGAUCCAUUCGAAUAUGGCGCAAGAGUCGUCGCGAUCGGCAGCAACGAGACUGUCGAACUGUUUGAAUAGACACCUCUGCUGCGCUCGCCACGCCCUGCAACGCAGUGGCAUCGUUCAUCCCCGCUCCGUG